AUGGGCGUCUUGCUCGUCUUGUUCUCCCUGCUGGUGCCCGCGCUUGUGGCCGCUCUCUUUGUGCCCGCAGCCCUACGCUUCGCUGCGGAACUAGUGGGACAACACCUUCGGCGAUCCUCCCGCACACGGCGAGAGCUGCUACUGGCCAGGGUAGCAAGCGAAACCAAGACUCAUGAGACAGAACAGAGGAAAAGCAACAAGGACGACGAUGACUGGGAAGAGGUUGGAACCACGCCUCCCGGUAGUGCAGGAAAGGGAGGAAAAGCGGACAGCGAGUGGGACGGCAUUGUGGGCUUCUUCCACCCCUUCUGCAAUGCGGGAGGAGGCGGCGAACGAGUCCUCUGGGCAGCCAUUCGAGCACACCAGAAACGCUGGCCAAAGGCUGUCUGUAUAGUCUAUACCGGAGACCACGAUGUCGACAAAAGUGCCAUACUCAAGCGCGUCAAGGAUCGCUUCAACAUCCAGCUACACCCACCGACCAUUCACUUCCUCUACCUCACAACCCGCGAUUGGGUCCUCGCAAGCAGAUGGCCGCGCUUCACUCUUCUCGGACAGUCUCUUGGUUCCCUGGUGCUCGCAUACGAUGCUUUUACGCUCCUCGUCCCAGACAUAUUCAUAGAUACUAUGGGCUAUGCUUUUGCACUCGGCCUAUCCUCGUUCCUCUUCCCAACCGUACCAACAGGCGCAUACGUUCACUAUCCCACCAUAUCGACCGAUAUGUUAGACUCUUUGCAAGAAGGAGGUCAGGGAAUCAACGCGGGAACGGGGGCUGGAUAUCGCGGCAUGGCAAAGAAAAAGUACUGGCAACUGUUCGCACAGCUUUACAGCAAAGUGGGUAGCACCAUCGAUGUGGUAAUGACAAACUCUACCUGGACGCAGAGCCAUAUCAAAUCGCUUUGGGAACCAUAUCGUAUCAAGCGCAGCAAGGCUAUCGACAUUGACGUCGUCUUUCCACCCGUUGCUGUUGAGGAUGUCAUGGAAGCCGUCCAAGUCUCAGCAUCUAGCGAAAAGAACCGCGGCCCUUAUUUACUUUACAUUGCGCAGUUCCGACCCGAGAAGAACCACCGACUCAUCCUCGAAGCUUUUGCCUCUUUUAUAAAUUCCAAGCCUAAACUCCCAGCGUAUCCCAACAAGUCCCCCAAGCUCGUCCUGAUAGGCUCGGUGCGGAACUCCCACGACGACGCCAAACGUGUUUACGAGCUGCGUCUCUUGGCACACGAGUUGCAUAUCAAGGACAAUGUCGAAUUCAUAUGCGAUGCACCAUGGCCGCUCAUGCUCGACUGGAUGCGCAAGGCCAGCGUAGGCGUAAACGCAAUGUGGAACGAACAUUUCGGCAUUGGCGUUGUCGAGUACCAAGCCGCAGGAAUGAUAUCUGUCGUCAACAACUCCGGAGGACCCAAGUUAGACAUCGUAGUCGAGGUAGAUGGAAAGCCCACUGGUUUCCACGCAACAACCGCACAGGAAUACGCAGAAGGCUUCCGAAAGGCACUUACUCUGUCACCGGAAGAAACGCUAGCUAUGAGACAACGAGCUCGCAAGUCUUCUGAGCGCUUCACAGACAAGGGGUUCGCGGAUAAAUGGUUGCAAAAUGCGGAGAAGUUGGUGGCAUUGCAGAUUCAACGUGCGUCCCACUGA
Pyrenophora tritici-repentis Pt-1C-BFP is the source of this 1635-nucleotide messenger RNA. Its product is annotated as Glycos-transf-1 domain containing protein. Gene Ontology annotation, biological process: protein N-linked glycosylation. Lineage: Eukaryota; Fungi; Ascomycota; Dothideomycetes; Pleosporales; Pleosporaceae. Gene Ontology annotation, molecular function: GDP-Man:Man(3)GlcNAc(2)-PP-Dol alpha-1,2-mannosyltransferase activity. Gene Ontology annotation, cellular component: endoplasmic reticulum membrane. The record is from RefSeq and is a predicted model, not a curated record.